GCCGUGCUGUGUGCAGGUGGGGCCCCGCAACUUUCCUCGGGGCGGUGCCUGCGGGGGGUUGGGGGCAGGACGCAACUUAGGCGGCGGCGGGCCCUUUGUCCGCGGGGCGAUGCGGUGCGGCUGAGCGCGGCAGUGGGGCCGCACAGGGGCAGCCCUUCGCCGGAAAACUCCGCUCCGUCCCCCGCCUCCUCUUCCUCCUCUUUCCUCCUCCUCCUCCUCGGAGGAGCGAUGCGAUGCUUCCCCGGACGGCGGGCGGCGAUGGAGCGGAGCCGUAGCGCGGCGGCUCGGAGCGGAGCAGCCCCUCGCUGAGCGGCGAGGAGGAGGAGGAGGAAGGAGGAAGGCCGAGAGCGAGAGCGGGGCCGCGGCCAUGGAGGAGUGGCGGCAGUGCGGGCGGUGGUUGAUCGACUGCAAAGUUUUGCCCCCCAACCACCGCGUGGUUUGGCCCUCGGCGGUGGUCUUCGACCUGGCGCAGGCGCUGCGGGACGGGGUGCUGCUGUGCCAACUGCUGCACAACCUUUCUCCCGGCUCCAUCGAUCUUAAGGACAUCAACUUCAGGCCCCAGAUGUCCCAGUUCCUCUGCUUGAAGAACAUCCGAACCUUCCUAAAAGUGUGUCACGACAAGUUUGGGUUAAGAAACAGCGAUCUGUUCGACCCCUUCGACCUGUUUGAUGUGCGGGACUUCGGCAAGGUGAUCUCUGCAGUAUCCAGGCUCUCCUUCCACAGUAUUGCUCAAACCAAAGGAAUUAGGCCGUUCCCUUCAGAGGAGACCACGGAGAAUGAUGAUGAUGUGUACCGGAGCCUGGAGGAGCUGGCUGAUGAGCACGACCUGGGGGAGGAUAUUUAUGACUGCGUGCCCUGUGAAGAUGAAGGCGAUGAUAUCUACGAAGAUAUCAUCAGGGUGGAAGUUCAGCAGCCCAUGAAAAUGGGCAUGACAGAAGAUGACAAAAGGAAUUGCUGUUUGCUGGAAAUCCAAGAGACGGAGGCCAAAUACUACAAAACACUCGAAGACAUCGAGAAGAAUUACAUGAACCCACUGAAGCUGGUACUGACCCCACAAGACAUGGAAGCUAUCUUCAUCAAUUUGGAGGACCUAAUUAAAGUGCAUUUCAAUUUCCUGCGAGCCAUCGAUGUCUCUAUGAUGUCUGGAGGAAGCAGCCUGGCUAAAGUAUUUCUGGAAUUCAAAGAGAGGCUGCUGAUUUAUGGCAAGUACUGCAGCCACAUGGAGUACGCCCAGAACACACUCAACCACCUCAUCGCCAACCGGGACGACGUGAGGCAGAAGGUGGAGGAAUGCACGCUGAAGGUUCAGGAUGGGAAAUUUAAGCUGCAGGAUCUGCUGGUGGUUCCCAUGCAGAGAGUUCUGAAAUACCACCUCCUGUUAAAAGAGCUGCUCAGCCACUCAUCAGACCGGCCUGAGAAGCAGCAGCUGAAGGAGGCUCUGGAAGCAAUGCAGGACUUGGCCAUGUACAUAAACGAAGUAAAGAGAGACAAAGAGACAUUGAAAAAGAUCAGCGAAUUUCAGAGCUCUAUAGAAAAUCUGCAAGUGAAGCUGGAGGAGUUUGGGAGGCCGAAGAUAGAUGGUGAGCUGAAGGUCCGCUCCAUCGUGAACCACACCAAGCAGGACAGGUAUUUAUUUUUAUUUGAUAAAGUGGUGAUUGUCUGCAAAAGGAAAGGAUACAAUUAUGAGCUGAAAGAAAUUAUCGAGCUGCUCUUCCACAAGAUGACCGAUGACCCUAUGAACAACAAGGACAUUAAGAAGUGGUCGUAUGGCUUCUACCUGAUCCACCUUCAGGGAAAGCAGGGCUUCCAGUUCUUCUGCAAGACGGAGGAGAUGAAGAGGAAGUGGAUGGAGCAGUUUGAAAUGGCAAUGUCCAACAUAAAGCCAGAAAAAGCCAAUGCAAACCACCACAGCUUCCAGAUGUACACAUUUGAAAAGACCACCAACUGCAAAGCAUGCAAGAUGUUCCUAAGAGGAACGUUCUACCAGGGCUAUCUCUGCCCAAAAUGUGGAGCUGGUGCUCACAAGGAGUGCCUGGAAAUCAUUCCUCCCUGCAAGAUGGGCUCUUCAGCAGACCAGGAUUUGCUGAGUGCUGGACCUGGUCCUAAAAUGGUUGCAGUGCAGAACUACCACGGGAACCCUGCGCCGCCUGGCAAGCCAGUGCUGACGUUCCAAAUUGGAGAUGUGAUCGAGCUGCUGAGGGGAGACCCCGACUCGCCUUGGUGGGAGGGGCGGCUGCUGCAGACCAAGAAGUCAGGUUACUUCCCCAGCUCGUCUGUAAAGCCCUGCCCCGUGGAUGCCAGGCCUCCCAACAGUCGUCCACCGUCACGGGAGAUCGACUACACGGUGUACCCAUGGUUUGCAGGGAACAUGGAGCGGCAGCAGACGGACAACCUGCUGAAGGCCCACGUCAGCGGCACCUACCUGAUCCGUGAGCGGCCAGCCGAGGCUGAGCGCUUUGCCAUCAGCAUCAAGUUCAAUGAAGAAGUGAAGCACAUCAAGGUGGUGGAGAAGGACAACUGGAUCCACAUCACGGAAGCCAAGAAGUUUGAAAGCUUGUUGGAGUUGGUGGAAUACUACCAGAACCAUUCGCUGAAGGAGAGUUUCAAGCAGCUGGACACGACGCUCAAGUACCCAUACAAGUCACGGGAACGCUCUACCUCCAGGACCUUCACCCGCUCUCCAGCCUCCUGCGCUUCCUACAACUUUUCUUUUCUCAGUCCUCAGGGCCUCAACUUUUCUUCUCAGAGCUCCUCCAGUCCCUUCUGGUCAGUGUUCACCCCACGGGUCAUAGGGACGGCAGUGGCACGCUACAACUUUGCAGCACGGGACAUGCGGGAGCUGUCGCUGCGGGAGGGCGACGUGGUGAAGAUCUACAGCAGGAUCGGCGGCGACCAGGGCUGGUGGAAGGGGGAAACCAACGGGAGGGUCGGCUGGUUUCCCUCGACGUACGUGGAAGAAGAGGGGGUGCAAUGAUGCUGGGGAUGCCUCAUGGAAAGUCAUCGAGUGCCCGGAGCGAUCCGCUGCAGACCACACGCUGCUCCCCCAGCAGCCCGGCCCCACGCCUGCCAACACUGCUGGGAGCACCACCGCUCUCCCCAGACUCUUUAGUAAAUCCAUUCCUCUGUACAGCAUGUGUGUGUGCGUCGGGAUGCCUCCAGCCCCGGCCCUGUUCUGUCUGUAGAAGAUUCAUGGUCUGUCGGAUGACGUUUGUGCGGCGGCUGCUCCUGGGAGAGCCGCGCUCCCCUGAAUGGACAGAGCGGAGGGACUCUGCGUGGUGCCCCCCAGGGGGGUAUCCGGACCUUAUUUUUUCCUAGAAGUGUUUUCAAAUGGUGUGGCUGAAAGCCUGGGCUGUGCCCGGGGGUUCAGAGGUGAGCGUGCAGGGCUCGGGAUAGGGACCGUGGCUGCAUCAUGUCGGGAUGCACCUUGGGACCAGGGAUGGAGCUGCUCAUCCCUGAGGGGUGACAGCUGUGAGCUGGGGAGCACAGCUGGACCACGGACACGGGAGAGAAAAAAAGCCCCGUGGGCAUCCCGAGCCCCUUUCCUCACUUCCCCCCCCAGACCCCACUGCCGUGCUGGGGGUGCAUGGGGCAGCCCAGGACACUGGGUGAGCUGCUGGUGUUGCAGGGCUGGAGGUGUGCCUUGCCACGUGUGAGUUUUGGAGGUCACAGGGGCACAGGUCCCGGCGGAGGAGCAGAUGGGAGAAUGGAUUGAGCACCUCGGCGAGGUCCAUUUUUCUGCAGCCGUACGUGUCCCACCUCACUGAGCUCAGUGGGGCGAACCCACAUGAGUAAGGGCUAUGGUAUGAAGUCCUGAUUUAUCUCAAGACAUUGUGAAAGCAUCUCUUCUUCUCCAGCUGUGUGCACUUUUGGGGGCCGAGAGCAUUGCCCCCUCUUCUUCCCACAGGCUGUUACCGCUGCUGCUGUCAAGGAAAGGUCCGUCUGUCUGUGCAUUGCCACUUUGUCCUGAGUUCCAUCCAUCCCAGUCUGUUCUUCCCACACUGCAGCCUGUAACGCAUAGGCAGAGCUGCUGUUUGGAGAGCUGGGCUGGCAUCUUCUGCUGGGCGCUGCCUUUGCCACCCAGCUCCAGAAUUUCCUUCCAAAGUGCUGUUUUGAACAAAUACAUGUGUGUGCGUCUGUGUGUGUUUGUAGCGAGGAAUGACUUUCCUAUCUCUGAGCCUCGAGAAAUGCCCUCCUGUCUCUGUGCAUAAGUGGCAUUUGGAGCUGCUGCUGUGCCCAAAGCUGUCCCUGGCAUGGUGUAAAAGCAGCCCUGGGCGACACCAGCACCGUGCAAUGCUGUGUCCCAGCCUUGCUGUCAGCAGAGCUUGAGGGAUUACAUGGGAGAGCCUGGGGAUCCCAUUGGAAAGGGCAGUGUGUUCACUUGGGAACACGGCUGUGUUGCUCAGUGAGAAGCCCAGGGCCAGAUCAGUGUGUUGCCCAGGGCUCUGGAUAGGGCUGGGAACGCGUUGGGUUCCUUGGGCUCACCACAGCAGUGCCCAGCAGGGUGAGGGGGCACAGUGCAGGGCUCGGGGCUUUAGCAAGGUACUGUUUGGUGCUAACCUCUUCCAGGCCAGCUAUUGGUGCUUAGUAUGGGAUGUGUCCAAGGGGCCCUGUUUGCUAAAGGAGCUGAAUGGUUCGUGCUCUGCAAGGGAAAAAAUUGGGCUGCAGCAAAUGAGGAGCAGGCAGUGCCCUGCUGCAGCGUGAAGGGCCGUGCUCAGAUUUCCCCAAUUUUGGUGUGCCUGAGAGCACAUCUGAUGUGGGCAAGACACACACAGACAAGAGAACAACUGAUGGCCAAAGGUCUGCCUCAGAUGCUAUUAAAGCCCUAUGCAACCCCCCCCCUCCCAUCUGGGAUGGAUUCCCUGUGCCUGCACUGGGUGCAUCCCACUCAGAAGGGCACGGUGUUCCCCCUGCAGAAGGUGUGUGUGUGACAUCUCCUGCACAGCCCCCCAGGUCCAACCCCCCCAGCAAGGUCUCCCUCUCGUGUUUACUGUUGUAAGAAACUUGUUUAAAAAAAAAAAGAAAAAAGAAAAAAAAAAAAGAUGUUUUUCGUUUGUAAGUAAUUAUUCAGCCAUUUGCCAUGAUAUAUAUCUGUGAAUAAGAAGGAAAAUGUGUUUGUUUGUUUGGUUUUUUUUUAUGAUGGCGAGAAAAUUGUAUAUAUAUUUUAGUUCGUCGCGGACGUUCAGAAUUGCAAUGGGAUACGUUGGAAAAUAAUAUGUAAAUUCCUUGGGUUUUUCCUUUGCACUGCACUAACGGGGGUCGAACGGGCUCGGGUGGAGGGGUCCAAAGGUAAAACUGUUUGUUUAUGGGAUAGGUUCUAGCUGGCAAUUUGGAAAUCAUUUGGAGUAGCUUGUAAUGCUGGAAUAGAAUCUUUAGCUGCUACUUAGAAACCCUUUUGCAUGUGGUUCUUCCAGACCUUUUUAAGUUACAAUACAUCCAAGUAAAUCCCACGAUGAAAAAAAAAAAAAACCAAGAAAAAUAAAGUGUAAUUUUGCUGAUA
Molecule: messenger RNA, 5497 nt
Organism: Tympanuchus pallidicinctus (lesser prairie-chicken)
Lineage: Eukaryota; Metazoa; Chordata; Aves; Galliformes; Phasianidae
Gene: VAV2
Product: vav guanine nucleotide exchange factor 2
Exons: 28
Coding region: 368-2974 (868 amino acids)
Biological process (GO): cell migration; regulation of GTPase activity; intracellular signal transduction
Cellular component (GO): cytoplasm
Molecular function (GO): protein binding; guanyl-nucleotide exchange factor activity
Source: RefSeq, a predicted model, not a curated record